Messenger RNA from Apis dorsata (giant honeybee), 917 nucleotides. It is a transcript of the gene mRpS31, whose product is annotated as 28S ribosomal protein S31, mitochondrial. Gene Ontology annotation, cellular component: mitochondrial small ribosomal subunit. The transcript has 6 exons. Gene Ontology annotation, molecular function: structural constituent of ribosome. Bases 1 to 846 code for a protein of 281 amino acids. The record is from RefSeq and is a predicted model, not a curated record. Lineage: Eukaryota; Metazoa; Arthropoda; Insecta; Hymenoptera; Apidae.
AUGAUAAAAAACUCGCCUUGUAAUUACGCAUAUGGCUCACUUAAAUUUUUUAAUAGCAUGGGUAUUAGAAGUCGAAUUAUAUUACCAUUUCAAUCAAAUAUUACAUUAACUGUAAUAAAAUUUAAUUCAUCAUCAUCUAAUUCUUCUUCUGAUUCAUCUUCUGAUUCAGAUUCAAGUUCUGAUUCUGAAGUUUCUAAUAAAGAUAGAAAAAAUAAUAAGGUAUUUAAAACCAUAGAAUAUUUACAAAAUGCAAAAGUUGCACAAAAAAAAAGACAAAUAGUAAUUAAAAUGUUACAAAUAAAACAAAAUAAGGCAAAUAUUAAUGCUAAAUUUGAAACAAAAAUUGAUAAGUCAAAAGAGAUACAAAAAGAACCAUCUAUUAUUAGAUUGCUAAAAAACCAUGAGCAUGUAUUUUUGGAACUUACAAAGUUUAAAGGAAUUUUCUAUAAAUUUGAAGAAGAUUCAGAUGUUCCUAAAUUUAAAAUGUGGAAUACAUGGGAAAAAAAUGAAUUACAAUUUUCAAUAUCAAAAUAUCCUAAAAACGCAUUUCAAGAAAUGAUUGAAUGGACUAAAGAAGGAAAAUUAUGGAAAUUUCCUAUAGAUAAUGAACAAGGGAUGGAAGAUGAAUAUAACGUACAUUUUUCAAAGCAUGUAUUUUUGGAACAUCAUUUAGUACCAUGGUGUCCCUCUAAGGGUCCAAUACGACAUUUUAUGGAAUUAGUAUGUAUUGGACUUUCAAAAAAUCCAUAUAUGACAAUUGAAGAAAAAUAUGAUCAUAUAAUGUGGUAUAAAGAUUAUUUUAAAGAUAAACAAGAUUUAUUACAAAAAUUAGGUAUUGUAGAAUAAAGAAAAUAUUUGUAAAAAAUAUAUAAAAUGAAAUAUUAAUUGUUUUUAAAAAAUAAAAAUUUAAUAAAAUA